Suillus clintonianus is the source of this 562-nucleotide messenger RNA. RefSeq lists its product as uncharacterized. The transcript has a single exon. The record is from RefSeq and is a predicted model, not a curated record. Lineage: Eukaryota; Fungi; Basidiomycota; Agaricomycetes; Boletales; Suillaceae. The coding region runs from base 196 to 507 and encodes 103 amino acids.
CUCUGAGUUGUACUCGAUCGAGUUAUAUUAUGGGUUAAAUUCAACGCCAAGCUAGUGCCACCAAGUUACUUGCUAGUUAAAAUGUCAUGUUCGCGUCAAUUGACUCUAUCAAAGGCUUAUACCAUCACUAGAUUUCGGAGACGUACCUGAAUUUUGCACCUGUUCCAAGCGCCAGGUAGCCGUUUCCGCCAGAAAAUGUCCACCGCUGAACUCGCAUCUGGAACCGCUCGUUUGAGAUUUUUGUCAUUCGUGACUCUGUCGUUUACGUGGUUCUCGCCUCGCACGCGCGCACCGGUCAAUAUCAGAACACGAAAUAGUAAGGUCGCCACCAGGGGUCGGCGGGACACGUCGCAACUACUGUCGUAUCAAAAGACCGAGUUGCAUGUGCUACUCACCGCUAUCAUUUGUCCUCGGAGCUGCGGUAAGGGAUUCCAAAGAGAAGUGUGUAAUCACAUACCACCUAGAUCGCCCGCCAGGAAUUUGGCUCGCUGGUCGGGCUCCAACUAAGUUACCAGCAUGGCAGAAAACCACCCCCAUUGCUAAGGGAAUAGAGGGUUAGGAA